AUACAUAUAUAAAUAAAAAUAAAUAUAUACAUAUAUACAUAUAUAUACAUAUAUAUAUAUAUAUAUAUAUAUAUAUAUAUAUAUAUAUGUAUAUGUAUAUAUAUAUAUAUAAUUCUAACUAUAUUUUCGAUGACUAGGUAAACGCGUGCAACUUGAUUUCUGUUACCAUAAAAUGUAUAUACUGCAAGUCUCCUUCUAGUUAGUUGUAUAUUCAUCAUAAUAUUAAAAUACACACACGAACAUUAUACUACGGCAUUAAAACGAAAUGAUUAUAGGAAGAAAACAAGUUGUAUUCGAAUUUACUUUAUAUUGUGUAUUUAUAAUAUUUAUUACGUUUUUCAUAUGUUGAUGUAAUAAAGUUCAAGUAUACUUUACAAUUACCUCCAUUUGUAUUCAAUAUUGUUGAAUCUUUAUAUAUAUAUAUAUAUAUAUUUUCUUGUAAUUGGCUUUUCUUCCUUAUGAAUUUUUCAAUUUCAAUAGUUAUAAAUUAUUUUGUGAGGUAGAAUGAUAUAAAAAUGACAUGAAGAUUGGCCGAAAAUUUUAUAAAUGUUUUUAUAUAACGAUUUAAGUACAGAUAGAAAAGAAAGAUAGCAUAAAACAUAAAAUAUGUACGUAAGUAUGUAUGAUGCGAAUACAUGGAAAACGGAUAGAACGUUUUUAAGGCUGUUCAUAAUCUUUAGUUUUAUAAUGAUUUGCGACAAUAACGAAUACGGGUGUAAUUAUAGGAUGACGUUGAUGAAAAAAAGGUUUCAAUUUAAGGAUGAUGGUUUUUAGCGAAAACAUGUCUUUUAUAGAAUUUUUAUAAAAGCUUUAUUGUCUUUCGAAAACAAAACAGAAAGAAAUUCGUCUUAAAAAAAUGACACUUCUUUCGAAAAUAAUUCAUAAGUAAAAAUAAAGCUUUUCAGAAAGAUUCGGAAAAAAGUCAUAUUCUCGUUUAAAUCGUUAUCUUUAAAACGAGAUCUUGCUCAUAAAAAUCAAUCAAGAAAUUAACCCUUGACUCGUUGUUAUGCGUAAAUUCUCUUUUCAAUAUUUUUCAUGAAGGAAAGCGUUUUAUAUGAAGUGGCGCCUCUUGAAUUUUACGAUAAAAGAGAAGAAGCUCGCAUCCAUUACUGAUUUUCAUAUAAACAUUUUGUUUCUUUGUUUGUUAUGUAUGCGUAAACAAACGUUUAGAUUUUUUGAUCCAUUUUAAUAAUAUUAAAGUGUAUAUGUAAGAGCAUAAGUAUAAUUAAUAUUUAAAUUAACGAUCAUAUAAUAGUUUAAACAUUACAAAGCUAAUAAUUUCCACCCGUUUAAUUAAAUAAUUUCAUAAUUUAAUUUUAUACAUACGCGCGCGGUUACUGGAUGUAAAUUUUCUAAUUAAUUAAUUAUUUUUGUUAAUUUAUUAAUUAUUAAUUAAUUGUUCAAAUUAAUUUUGCAUGUAAGCGCUAUUAACAAAACAAAUAUAGCCAAUAAUUUUGAGUUUCAGAGUUUAAUUAUCUUUUUUUCGUAUUUCGAUUAGUAAACGUGUCAGCUCUCUUUUUCUCGAUAUAAGCAUUAUAAUGAAUUUAUAUUAAUCAUUUAUAAUAAUCAAGUCUGUACAUUUGUUUAAAUACUACAUAGUCCCGUAACACGCUAUAAUAUAUAAAAUAAUUUUUAUUUAAUAUUUUCUUCUAAAUGUCUAAUAUUAAAAAAAAAAAAAAAAGAAAAUUAAUACUUACAGUGAUUUUAUAAUUAUUUAAAUAAUCUUUAAUAUCCACGAAGUACGAUAAACUUAAUAUUUAAAUAAUGAUAUUUUUGCGUAAACAUUGCACAGUUUCGUAACAUUCGUUAAAUGUAAAAUAAUUUUAUUUUAAUACUUCAAUACAAUACAAUUUUUAAUUCGAAAUCGUUGGCUUUAUUUAAUGUCAAUAAAAAUGUACUUUUGAUUGGCUUUGAUAAUUAUAGAAUCAGUUUUCUUUUAUAUGCAAAACGAGAAAACAUCAAAAAUUGCGCUUUCCAUAUGGCUAAACUGAAAUACUUUAUUAUUUUUAUAAUUUUCUAAUUAUUUUUAAAAUCCACCAUCUUUAACGUGCACGUAAUACAAUAAACUAAUAUUUAAAUGAUAAUAUACAUUCGUUUAAAAACAUUGAUACGUAUGAACAAAUCUUAAAGUUAUACCCUACCUUUUAUUUGAAGCGUGUGUGACUUCAGCGACAGCUACGGACAAAAUAUGAACUACGAAUACAAGAGGGGAACAUUACCCCCACCAUUGGUCUAUUGUAUCGGUGUAUAAGCUUGUGUUGACUUUUUCCCCUCUUAUGCGUAUAUAACAAUGGGUUUCGUGUAGGUAAAAUAAAUAAUGGACUUUUCAAUCUCUCAUAUGUAUAUUUUUUCUUUUUUCUUUUCUUUUUCUUUUUUUUUUUUUUGUAGCAUGCGUCUCGCAGUGAUGCAUGCUAGAUACGACAUCGAUACGCAUUUGUCAUACGAUAAAAGCAUAAAGAAUAAUAAAAUAUAAUUAACGCAUAUGAUAAUCAGUAUAUAAAUUUGCGAAUUAAAAGGAAUUAUCUUUGAAUUGAAUUAUAUCUUAUCUAUUUUAAAUAUGUAAAUGUAUUAUUGGCAAUUUAAAGGGUUAAUACUUUAAUGUUUAAUCAAAAUUAGAUUGAAGUGAUUUUAUUAAAAUACAGUGAAAUAUGCAGCCAUACGAUUGAUAAUAUUUGCGUUGCGUCAUUUAUCAUUAGGUUUCAAUAUAUCGCAAAUAUUAUCGUAGCUUAAGUUUCAUUACGCGGAAGUUGAUGCAUCUAGAGAACAUAUGAUCAAACGAUGACUCUAAAAUCCGUAUUAGCGAGAUAAUCUAAUCGAAUUUUCGAACAAAAUAAAACGAUAUCCCUGAUAGAAAUUUUAAUUACGUUCGCGAAUUACUUUUUUGUAUUCUCACAUAAGAAAGUAUUAAUUUAUAAGUUUACGCGUUUAGAGAGAGCGAAAGUUUUGAUGAUUACGCGUUAGAAUCCAGGAUCUUAAAUGAAGUUGUUCUUCUCGAAUUAAUUUCGAUUGUUCGAUUAACACAAUGUACCUGACAUCUGUCAUGCAAUAAAAAAAAUGUUUUCCUAAAGUACAAAUUUACAAGUGCAAUUAAAAAAUAAUAUAUAUCCUAUAUUUACAUUCAAAUUAUUCGUUAAUAGUAUAUUGUCAAUAUAAAAUGGAUAGAAAAUAGUUAAAAAACAAAGAAAAAAAAAAAGAAGAGAACUAUGGCAGAGUAAGUCACGUAUUAGUGAUUAAUAAUUAAUAUAAUUUUUAAUAUAACUCAAUUAUGAAUAAUCAAUAUAUAAGUCACAAUUGACAAUAGGCAUUUUUAUUUUUAAAUUUACAUAUGUGUAUAUAUAUAUAUAUAUAUAUAUAUAUAUGUAUGUAUGUAUAUUUAGCCAAAGGAAAACGAAAAAUGCAUCGCAAAAGAAAAUAGAGAUAGCAGAGGACCCUGGUGGGGCUGGGGAGGGUAAGAACACGAAGAAACGAAAGUCAAUUACGAAAUAUGAGUUUGGCAAACGAUGGUACCGUUUUCGUGUCCUGACACCGACUUCUUCAAUUUUACGUGGUUCCUUUGCGAUGAACGAUAGUCAUUUCAAAUACAGAAGCCGUGGUCGUCAAGCAGCACCAUGUUCAGUCGUCGCAAUCGUUUAUGGUCGAUUAUUUGAUCCUAAAGAAUGGAUACAGGAUUACGUAGAUCAAGUUAUUGAAUACGGGGAUAAGUUAUUUCGUAUAAGUAUGAUGAGAAAUCGCGUUAAGGAUAACGAGUACAUGAAAGCUACCCUAGUAUUUCCAGAAUUCUAUAUUGGCAAUUAUAAGAUUUUAAUUUGCAUCGAGGAGACCGGUAUUUAUGGUAAUCUAUUUAGCGAGACCAUAGGAUGUUCAGAUUUUUCCGAGGGGAUAAUAAGAUUCUUUAGCAACAAUGAUGCUGGGAUUAUUACUGCUCAAGGUACGUCAGUAGCAAUGUGGCGUCAUUCCGGCAUCGGUUUUUUAUAUUUUGAUCCUGGACCAUGCGGAGAGCAUGGUUUACGUCGUCAGGAUGGGGUUGCCUGUUUGCUCAGAUUCAAAUGCAUGAAUGACAUGCGUGAUCAUUUUCUAAAGAAUAUGAACAAAAGUUACGAUUCGAGAUAUUGUAUAGACAAAAUGAUUAUUUUACGAGUUAACGAGGUUGGUCGUGGUUACAUCGAUAAAAUUCCCGAUGAAACCGAUUUGGUAAUUGACAGAAGUGUUCUUAGAUCUAUUAAUCCCGUUGAUAUAGACGAAAAUAAAAUGGAUUGUACUAGGCCUGUUCCUAAAAGUGAAAGGGUUAAGGUAAUGCCAACUGCCAAAUUUCACAAAGAACCAUUGACCAUAACUAUUUCGAAUUAUAGUAUCGAUAAAAUGUUUGCUACGGAACCAUUGGUCGAUCUGAGUACUUUCGACACUGGUUAUCCUUACGAUAACAUGCAGGUUAAUAUACCUUCGUCCUUUCGAGAAUUACCUAAAAAAAUGGCAAUUCUUCAUGGCUUGACUCAUGAAGCCAGUGACAUAUACAAAGGUAAAGGUGGUCAAAAUGUGGCUAACUGUGUAAUGGCUAUUGCUAUGAAGAAGAUACAUCCUGUUAAAACUUGGCUGAGACCUAAAUUAGAUGAGAUAUUGGCAUUAGGUGAUCAACUUUAUGCAAGUGUUAAGACCGAAAAGCCUUUCCUCAAGUCAAUGACUGCUGCUGAUCUCGAUGACAAUUAUAUUCAAAUAGAAGAUCAUAAACUAGUGAUCGACGUUGAUCUGAUAACUAUUACUGGAACGGUUAGUUCGAAACUUCCGGAUAUACUUAAUUUAAAGCAAGGAUUACGUGAAUUUUUCUUGAUUAAUAAUGAAGGUAUCAUUGAAACUCCUAUGAUGGCUGUAGCUAUAUGGACUCAAGAUGAUUUUUAUUAUGCUUUCGAUCCACGUUAUUGCGAUAGUUUCGGUAAUAGAAUAAUCGAAGAAAAAGCUAAAGGUGGUAAAGCUGGUAACAGUAAUGCACAAAAACAAGUUCUUGGAAAAUGUUGCGUCAUAAGAUUUCCAGAAUCUGAUGAUCUCGCAGCAUGGUUUAUGAAAAAUCUUGAACAAACUCGAAAGAACGAUCGAUUUACCAUACGACACAUUACAAUACUGGAAGAUAUUCCUGGUACUAGAGCUUGGAAUGAUUUCAAGUCGGGAACACCAGGAGAAACUUGGAUUCUUCGUGGUGAAAUUUCUAACGAAGAUGAGUCAUUUGAAGAUAGUAAAGGUAUUCAAGGUUUGACUAUACCCAUAGUAUCUUUGAUUUAUGCCAAAGAGACACCACCAGCCAAAUGGACAAAUGAGAUUAUCGAUGAAGCUAUACGAGACGGUGACGAUUAUUACAAUUUUUGCUAUCCAUCGGAAAAAACGGAGGGUAUUCAGCGACCAUUUCUGAUAACCAGUUUGAAGAAAAAUUUUUAUUUAAAGAAUAGAAAAGUAAAGAUCGAAUUAGACGAUUCUAUUAUAGUUGGUGAUUUGAAUGCAACGCCCGGAGAAAAUGUAUUAAAUUUAGAAGAAGGAAUUAAGAAAUUCUUUGAGAAUUAUCAAUAUGGUAUAGUCGAGUUAGGUAACUUGGCUGUUGCGAUUUGGAAAUUUGAGGAUGAUAUGAAAUACAAGUUUCGCGAUAAAAACGAUGAAAAAGCGACGUAUUAUUAUUGCUUCGAUCCAAAUCCUCGUGGAAGAUUAGGUCAUACCCCUACAGCGGGGGCGGAAGAGGAAAACGUUGCUUGUGUGAUACGAACUCUCAGUCCUAAGGUUCUGUCUUCUUUUAUCGCAACAAAUGCUUUUAUACCACGGGAUCGUGGAACCGAAUAUUUCAUUCAUAAUUUGAAAAGUUUGUCUAUAGGAUUACCUAUGACGGAAGAAGAAUUAGAAAUAGAUAAGGAAACACCGGAUGAACCAGAGAUGUAUCAUUAUUCGAAAUUAGCCGACGGUGGUGCAAUAAUACAAGGUAGUUUCAAUCAAGCAAACGAAAAGAUGUUUAAGAGACAAAUGCGGGACAAACAACAGGCGGCGAGUUCUUUGGCUGCUUUAGCCAUGACGAAACUUUAUAAUCCACAUUUAUGGUAUCGUGAGGUAGUCGAUGAUAUAUUGAAGAUAGGCGAUAAGAUAGCAACGGAUAAUAUUAAUAAUUUACCAGAACCAGAUAUCGAAGAGGACACAAGAAAUUUUCUUACACCGAUUGAAUUAACUGAAAACUUUGCCAUUGGUGUUAAUCGUAUGAAUAUUAUUCUGGAAGAAGAUGAUAUUGUUGGUAAAUCCACCGAUAUCGGUAAACUUUUGGAACAAUUCUUUGAAAAUAACGUUAUGGGUAUAAUCAAACAGGACAAUAUCAUAAUGCCGGUCUGGAAAGAAAAAGAGAUUUUUUUCAUGAUGGAUCCUAGAGGUAGAGAUUCUCGUGGUGAACCAUCGGAUAAAGAUCCUGCCGCUGUAAUGUGGUUCACAGAUCUUGCAUCCUUGGUUGCCAAAAUUGGGGUAGGUUUGAUCGCCGAAAAGGAUAUAGCAAUAGAUAACGUGACUUUGAACAAUGUAUUUGAGACACGUCUUACUGAAACGGAACAUCUUAGGCGUACCACUUCUGGCGAUGAACUUUGGCAUCAUUUUCCUAAAUUUGAUGAUGGCGUUUGGAGUAUUGGUGGGAACGUCACGAUGACAGAUGCUAGAUUCGACGAAGCUAAUCGUAAUAAUCAGACUGCAGCUAUUGCCACAAUGGCUAUCAUUUUCUCCAAAGUAUACGAACCACGAUAUUGGAACACUGAUAUUAUCGACGAGGUGAUCGUUACUGGUGAUAAAUUACAUUCUAAAUGCGUCGAGAGACUUGGAGGGAUUAAAGCACCGCGUAUCAAUGAAAUCAUCACGGAAUUCUUUCUUUCUUCUCGUAGAAUCGAUUUAACGAUUAAAGAUUGUAUCGAGGCUGGCGAUCUUAGUGGAAAAAUACCUAAAUUACAAAACUUGCAAAGUGGAUUAGAUAAAUUUUUUAAAAAUUACGAUUCUGGUAUAUUAAUUGCGAAUGAUAAUCGACACAUACCCAUUUGGAAGUUCAAGAAUGUUUAUUACUCUCUUAUACCCGAUUGGAUCACUCGUACCGAAGAGGAAGAGACAAUAGCACCAAGAAUAUUUCGAUUUGAUAACAGUGCAACCUUGGUUGAAUAUCUAUUAAAACAUCUUGGAAAAGAAGGCGAUUAUGAGAUCACAGCGAUCGACGUUGUUGAUUGGAAUAAAUCAGCACCAUGGAAAUUUGAUCCCAGUCCAGCAAUACGUCCAUCGAAUUUACCACCAUUAAACGCUUAUCAUAGACUCCAAGGUGAAGCUCGUGCGAUUCUACGAGGAAAGUAUCAUCAAGGUGACGAUAUAUUUCCCGAAAUUUUACGUAACAGGCAAACCGCAGCGAAUUGUGUAGUUAGCCUUGGAAUGUCCGUAAUCAAGAAUCCCAUAACUUGGACGAAAAAAACGAUGAAUGAGAUUCUUGUUAUUGGGAGUAACGUUCAUCGUGAAACUAUGAAGGCAAAACCUAGAAAAUUGAGAUUGAUACCUCAGGACAUAAUUAGAAUCUUUUACGUAGGUGUCAAUAUUUUGACUGCAGAUAUAGAAUCUAAUACGGUAUCAGGUAUAGUUUCUAUACCCCCACCUGAACCUGAGGACAAGAAGAAGAAAAAAAAAGGCGAAAAGAAGGCCAAAAAAGCUGGUGGAAAAAAAGGUAGGCCUGUUAGGGUUCGACCUCCUCCGCCACCACCUAUUUUACUCGAGGAAGGUUUGAAAAAAUUUUUUGAAAACAAUCGCGCUGGAAUAUUGGUUACUGGCCGUGGUAUGAUAGCCAUUUGGAAAAACAAGGGUAUUUAUUUCAUGUACGAUCCUCGUGCACGUAACGAUCAAGGUCUUCCCGAUUUCUAUGGAUCCUCCUGCGUCAUGUGGUUCGCCUGCAUGGAACCAUUUUACGAAUUGAUCUUUGCUAACAUCGACGAACGAGAAAAAUAUGCUAAUUAUCAGAUCUCUCGCGUGAUAAUAAAAACGGUAAUGAUCGAACCAUUGCCUUGUCCUGCUGAUUUCCGUCCAUAUUUCGAUUGCAUAGCACCGCCAAUACCUGUUACAACGAUGAAGAGGACGACAACAUUGGCUGUUGAAAUUGUAACGGAUUAUAACAUUGUUGAUGAAGAACAAAGCGUUCUACGUGGUACUUUGCACAUGGGUCAUCGUAUAUUUGACGUAAAAAAUAGAGGACUCCAGAGUACUGCAAUUGCUGCAGUUGCCAUCGUAGUUGGUCUGUUACACGUUCCAUCUUCUUGGACACCGAAUCUGAUCGAUGCUGUGCUAAAAUACGGAGAUCUUUUACAUUCCGACAGCGUUCGUGCCGCACGUCCAGGUGCCAGAAAUCUCUCACCAAGCGAACUCUUGACUGUUUUCAUCGUAGGUGAUAUUCGUACUACCAUACACAUUCACAAUCACACCGCAGCUGGUAUAUUAUUUGUCUAUGAUUUAUCCGAAGCUUUAAAUAUGUUUUUUCGUACAAAUUGUGCCGGUAUAUUGCAUACUACCAACAUGGCUGUUGCUGUUAUGCAACAUUAUGGAAAAUUUUAUCUCUUUGAUCCGUGCUCUCGCAACGAACAGGGCCAACCCAAUUUCGAGGGUGCUGCAUGUAUGGUGAAAUGCGACAAUAUCAUGAGAAUUGCCAAAAUAUUCAUUACGAAUUGUAAUUUGAAAACACCCAAUGUUUAUACCUUAAAUGCGGUCAAUAUAUUGAGUUUACAUUUUUUCUCGGAUGCCAAAUCACCUUGUCCAUCUAAAUGUGAGCAAUAAUGUAUUGCCAAUGAAUAUAUUAAAUUAUGCGAAUGUAAUUUUAUGUAAAAUUAUGUUUAAUUAUAAAGGAUUUAUAGUAAUUUUUGUAAUAUUAAAUACCAUCGCAUUUC
This is a messenger RNA of Vespa velutina, 8906 nucleotides long. RefSeq lists its product as uncharacterized. NCBI's taxonomy places the organism in Eukaryota, Metazoa, Arthropoda, Insecta, Hymenoptera, Vespidae. The transcript has a single exon. The record is from RefSeq and is a predicted model, not a curated record. Bases 3358 to 8796 code for a protein of 1812 amino acids.